AUGUUCAAGAAAUCUGGUGGAACAUUCAAGCCAGUAGCCGACUACGCAAACCCACCCAAAUAUGAUCAUCAAAGAAAUUACAGGCCCAAAGAUGACUGGUACCUUAUUGAAAUUGGCCCCGAUCUCACGUACCAUCGCGAUUUAUUCGUCGAAAUCAUCUACGCCGAGCAUACUCUCCGAGCAACGGUCCAACGGGUGGAGAUGAUAAAGAAAAACAUUCAAGCCCUCGAGAAAGCCGCAAGCAUUGAGAAUGAUAAGACUCAGCUUUCCGGCUGGGAGAAAGAGCUGGAGCAGCUUCAGCGAAAGUGCUGGAAACAAGAGUUGGAGCUCUACGAGCAUGAGCAGCUGAUCCCCGAGUGGCCUUUGAAACAGAACUACGAUUUGCUAAGAGGGAGCGCGGCAUGUCGGAAUCUUGGUGGCUUGGCUGCGUGA
Messenger RNA from Penicillium subrubescens, 432 nucleotides. RefSeq lists its product as uncharacterized. The record is from RefSeq and is a predicted model, not a curated record. The transcript has 2 exons. Lineage: Eukaryota; Fungi; Ascomycota; Eurotiomycetes; Eurotiales; Aspergillaceae. Bases 1 to 432 code for a protein of 143 amino acids.